This is a messenger RNA of Leishmania braziliensis MHOM/BR/75/M2904, 1641 nucleotides long. RefSeq lists its product as hypothetical. The transcript has a single exon. Bases 1 to 1641 code for a protein of 546 amino acids. Lineage: Eukaryota; Euglenozoa; Kinetoplastea; Trypanosomatida; Trypanosomatidae. The record is from RefSeq and is a predicted model, not a curated record.
AUGUUGAGUAGCCGUGGGGUCAUCACGACUAACGCGGCGCUUGUGGAGUGUGCCGCAGGGCAAAAUACAUCGGAUAAGAACGUGUUCCUGCUGAGUGAGUUAGAGAAGGUCUGGGUGGCUGUGGCGGUAGUAGCGCGUCGCCUACUCCUCGACGGCAGCGCCGUGCAAAUUGCACCGUUCGGCGCGCUUUGGACUCAGGAGUACAUUCUGCUGCGCGACCGGCAACAAAACCCCUACAAAACGCGUAAGUUGUGCUUUGGCAUCAACCUCAACUAUGCAAAUCGUUAUGGUAUUGACACCGGCAAAGUGCCUCUCGAACGACCUGGCGGGGAAGGCUAUGUGCGAGUGAGCAUGGCUGACAUAGUAUCAGUGUGCAGCGUGCCUGCGCGGACUGCCUCUGCGGCGCUCAAAGAGUUCUUUCUGUACCUCGGUGAGAAGCUUUCGCGCGACCGCGUGCUCCAGCUGUCGCUGCCGGGCGUCGCCACCAUUUCCAUAAAGAAGCAGAAGGUGGUUCUGAGCAUGCAUGAGGAGCUGCGCCUUGAGAUGUACGAGAUCGACAGCCGCAAGUGGCCUGGAGAGCUGCAGCGCGAAGGUUAUGAGGUGCUGCAGACGCAGGUGGAGGCGGCAACCUCCUGCGCGCUCAGCUCGGCUGCCGCAUCGCGUCCGUCAACGUCACACCUUUCGCGGGCGAGUUGGCGCUCCGCACCGGCGUCAACAGCAGGCGACGGCAUCGACGCAAAGAGGCCAGUCUUUGUUGCUGCCUCGCCAUCGGGUCGACUUUUUGACGAUAUCGCGCAGCACGAAGAGCAGCGCAGAAGAGCGGCCCAAUCGGUUGCAGCCGCAGAGAGAGAGAUGCGCCGCCGCCAGGAGGACCUGAACCAACGUAUUGAGCGCUAUGCCGGAUAUGGAUACCAGGAUGACCCGGUUGAAAACGAGGUGUACUACACCGAGAGGGCCGGUAAAGACGACUUGGACUACACGCACCCGUCGUCAGAGGAGGUGAAAGGGGAUGGCGCCGAUGACGGACUACGACGCGUUGGCCGACCACCACCGAGUGCGUCCGGGGAGUCCAUCUACAACAUCAUCGAUCGGUCGGACCCUCGGAACACUGCAGCGAUCCCCCAUCAAUCCCGCCAGUACGGGCAGCACUACCCCCAGUCGUCCUCUUGGGCAUCCUCGCACCAUGAAGUGGCAGCCAAGGACGACCCUGACGUGGAGGUCAUAGAAAUCUUCGAUGACUCCAGCAUGGUUGAGCAGCCCACCACGACACUAGAUAAGCGCCCCAUCGCUCCCAAGAACGCGGAACUAGAGCGUAUUCUGCGAGAGGAGGAACCUUUUAGCCGACCCAUACCCCACCGCACAUACCACGAGUCAAGUGCGGCACGGGACCUGAUAUACUCUCAGCCGUACGAGGCGCCAUCACGCAGAGCGAGGUCAGCGGCAGUAGCGGGGCCAUCGCCAGCGACACAUGAAAAGCACACCGCGAACAUAGACACUAGCACGCAGACCAUCGCCUUCACAGAGACCACAAAGUCCGGACAGAUCCAUGAGGGUGUACUUCGAUUUGGGCGCAAGCGGUUUGAUGCGAACCAGUACGACAGUGAUCACAUUGGAAGUCUCCUUCAAUACCGCGAGUAUUGA